UGGCUCAAAGGGGGGGGGAGGGCACCGGCGCCACCCCCCCACGCGCCCCGUGUCGGGGGGGCGGGUGGCCAGCGCUCAACACGAUCGAGAUGGAGCGCGGGUUCGCGCGAGCGUGCCGGCGGGGAUGGCGACCAGGCUCGAGCCCACGGACCUGGACCUGGACCAGGACGGCUGGGAGUCGCGCCAGGUGUCGAUCUACUCCGAGGUGUCCCGCCAGUCCGACGUCGAGCUGCUCGCAGACCAGGAGUGCUUCAGCCGCCAGUGCUCGUCCAUCGACGAGGUGGCCUCCGGCGCCGUCGACGCCUCGCUGCUCGAGAAGGCGGUGGCCGCCGCGGUCGCCGAGUGCAGGUUCUGCGUCUCCGUCGGGGACCCCAUGCAGGACGACUGCCCCCUGAUAGCCGUCUCCGACGAGUUCGAGGCGAUGACGGGCUACCGGCGCGACGAGAUCAUCGGCAAGAACUGCCGCGUGCUGAACAAGAACUGCUCCCUGGACCACGAGGACUUCUCCGCGCUCCGGGCCAGCUGCCGAGGCGGCGACCGCUUCACCAAGGUGGUGCUCAACCGGCGGAAGUCGGGCGAGCUCUUCCUCAACCUCAUAGCCCGGCUUAACCUCAUAGACCUGUGCGGCCUGGUCGUGGCGCAGGACCUCGCGACGGGCGUGGACCUGUGGUUCCUGGUGGGCAUCCAGGCCGACGUCACGCACAUGGCCGUGGACGAGAUCCCCGAGGACCACCUCAACAGCCUCCGGGAGGUGGCCAGCACGAUCCGGGCGAAGAUCACGGAGGAGCUCUCCACGUUUGCGCUCAGCGGCGCCCUGCGCGCCCGCGACCGGGACUCCUGGUGGGUCGCGCGGGAGCCCCAGUACAGGCCCGCCAGCGAGAACACCCUGGCGAGCCUGCCCCCGUGCAGGACGUGGCUCGAGGGCGCGGACGAGGUGGAGCAGUCUCGGGUCGUAUCGCGCCAGGCGUCCUCCCUCUCCCGGCAGGCGACGAUCAUGUCGGACAUGCACUUCGGGGCCGAGGACUUCUCGAUGGACGCGUUCAUGCGCCAGCAGAGCGCCGUCGUGGAUCAGCAGGGAGUGGCCCUCGUCGACGACGCCAACAUCGAGAGGGCCAUCGUCGCCGCCGUGAAGGACUGCAGGUUCUGCGUCAGCAUCGGGGACCCGCGGAGCGAGGACUGCCCCCUGAUCGCGGUGUCCGACGAGUUCGAGGCGAUGACGGGGUACAGCCGGGAGGAGAUCCUGGGCAGGAAUUGCCGCAUCCUCAACCGCGAUUGCCAGUUGGGCGACUGCGACCUGCGGGGGCUGCGGAGGGCCUGCGAGACAGGGGCGCCCUUCACCAAGGUGCUGCUGAACCGCAGGAAGUCCGGGGACCUCUUCCUCAACCUGCUGGACCUCCGCGGGCUGACCGUCGCGAGGAAGCCGGGCGGCCAGGAUUUGUGGUUCUUGGUGGGCAUCCAGGCGGACGUGACCAGACACUCCAUGUCGUGCCUCGAGGGCACGGUGGCGGACCUGCACAAAGUAGCCACCUCGAUCAGGGAGCAGCUGAAGGACCGGCUCUCCGAGAUUGCGGUGGCAGGAUCGAUCUCGCGGCACGCCGGCACGCCCGGGCUGUGGCACCCCGUCAUCAAGGCGAGGUGGAAGCCGGGCGAGCAGCUCGCCGACCCCCCGAGCCUCGCCUGGAUGGCCCGCAUGUCCCGCAACUCGUUGCCGCGCGUGGGGCCGCGGGCCCGUGGCGUUGCCCAGCACCCUGGCUCCGCCGAGCCGCCCCGGAGCCGCCUCGAGGGUGCUCCCUUGCUGCCCCUGGUGGUCGGGGGGGCCGCCCUGGUCCUGCUGGCCGGUGAGCGCCAGAAGUUCCAGGCCGUGGAGCAGCUGCAGGGACGGCGGGCGGGUUGCCUGCCGGCGCUCACCACGUCGCUGUGCGCGCAGCGCCAGAGCGCCACGGUGCUGGAGCGCGGCUUCGCGGUGAUUCGGGUCAUCUGCGGGCGCGGGAGCGCAUUGACGUCCUCCAGGCACUCCCCCGGGGGCGAGACCAACCCCCGCGUGGACGCCGCCGUCGACGCGGGGGCGAUGGAGGCGGUGGUGCAGGGCCUCUGGGCGCACCCCGCCCACGAGGGCGUGCAGGCAGAGGGCUGCGGGGCGCUGCAGAGCCUCACCGUCGGCGAGCCCUCGCGGAAGGACCGCGCCGCGGACGCCGGGGCCUUGGAGGUGCUUGUCGCCGCUCUGCGGCGGCACCUCGGCUGCGCGGCUGUCCAGGAGCGCGCCCCCGCCGCCGUCCGCAACCUCUGCGUCGGCACCGACCUUGCGGGCGGGACCCGGGCGCGCCGGGCCACGGAGGCGGGCGCGCUGGAGGCGCUGGUGGACGCCCUGAAGGCCAACGCCAGCAACCCUGUGGUGCAGGAGAAGGCCUCCGCCGCGCUGCGCAACAUCUGCGCCGCCGCCAGCAGCGCGGCGCCCGCGGAGCGCGCCGCAGAGGCGGGGGCUCUGGAGGCGUUGGCCGCCUGCCUGCGGAGGCACGUGGCCGAGGUGCAGGUGGUGGACCAGGCCUGUUCGGCGAUCCAGAGCAUCUGCAGCGGCCGCGGCCACGACGGCGGCGACACCCGGUUGGCGCGCGCCGCCGAGGCGGGAGUCAUCGAGGCGAUAGUGGUCGCGCUCCGCGCCCAUGCUGGCAACAGGGCGCUGCAGGGCCGCGCGCUCGCCGCGCUCCGCGACACGUGCGCGGGCGGAGACCCG
This is a messenger RNA of Prorocentrum cordatum, 2731 nucleotides long. The record is from the annotation of a GenBank genome assembly. Lineage: Eukaryota; Dinophyceae; Prorocentrales; Prorocentraceae.